AAAUCAGCCUGCGAAUGACCAAUAUUCUCUCCAAAUUUGAUACCAGGCUUAUUCGAUUAGAAAAAUCUAUAAGCCCACUGCACUCAUCCACCCAGUCUUUAACGCGAAUAGCCGAUAACAUUGACAAGACCAUCCAAGCUAUCGAUCGAAUCGCCGCACGACAGGAAGGUGUUGCGGCCGAAGAGGCAUUGAUACUCAGAGGCCCCAGUUCACAAGAUCUUCCCUCAUACUUCGAUGCGAUUGAGCGUCUGAACGCCCAGAUAGCUUUCGGUAGUGCCGAGCGGAGUGCAAAAGAUACUGGACGAGUUAUCGAAACCGGAGGAAAGAAGUUGUGUCAGCUUUAUACCAAACUCGUUGCUGAAGCGUCGGCUGGCCCAACGCCGGAUCCAGAAGCGUACCAAUCUGCCCUUCAGGUGCAGCCCAUUCCGCCCCGAAUAAUAACCGCUCUUGAACCUCUUGUUACCUUUAUGCGAUCACUCCCGAUCCCAUCCACCCAUCCUACCCACCCCGCUUCGUAUGGUCUUUCUGCCGCCUUGAAGGACUGUCAAGCGGGUUACGCCGAGAUGCGAGCUGGAUGGGCAAAGAAAUGCGUUGAGCCAACAUCCAAGCGUGUGCUGGAAAGGGUGGAGAGGAGAGAUGCUGGUACCGAUGUCGAGGCGGGCCGUCUACUCGGUCGAUGGGUAGCGGGGGUUCUCACUUUGGCAGAAGCGGAACACAAUCUAAUGGAACGCUUGCUGCCAUUUUCGAAUCCUCAAGCGCUGCAGUCAACAUAUUCCUCCUUCAUCUCGCCCAUCUGUACCAUGGUUGCAAACGUCUUAACCGCUGCACACGCACCAGUCCGCCGCUCCUUGAGCUCUCAUGUCUUCCUCGCGUUCACUCAAUACAGUUCCGUUUCUGCGCUCCAGCCACGAUGGGAUAUUGUAAUGCGACAGCGAGCAGGCAGGAAAGAGAACGAACUGGCCGAGAGCCUACACUCCCUAAGGGCCAUCUGUUUGCGAAGCUUUCCGGAAUUCUUGGCGGAGCUAAGAGCUGCGGGCUCAGCGAUCCCAAUGACACUAAGCGUUGGCGUAGCUGAUUUCACGCUCUCGACUGUCAAAUAUCUCGAGAUGCUCCCUCAGGUACAAGAUGCUGUGAGCACUUCCUUGAAGACACUUGGGGAUGGAAAUUGGAGAAUGGGCGACGUAAGUUUAGGUGUUUUUCAACCUACAACAGACGAAGACGCGAUCUUAGAACAUUAUCUCCAUGAUGUUAUGACCAUUCUAAUUCGAGCCUUGGAAGGUCGUGCUCGAGCGCUGAAACGAGCUCAAACAGGAUCUAUUUUCAUGCUGAACAAUCUGUCUUAUAUUCGAACCAAUAUUCUGCUCAAUCCCCGUUCCGCAAUUGAUGACCUGCUACCCGCGCAAGCCCAGGAUGCGCUAAACACGGCAUUCCGACAAGCAAAAGUGUCCUAUUUCGAGGCCAACUGGGCACCAUUGCUGGCCAAUCUCAGUGAAGGCAAAGGAAGCAGACAGGUCGUGAAAGACCAGUGGACUGGAUUUUUUGACGGCCUAGCCGAGGUUGCGGCCACGCAUCAGGCAUUCCCUCUCAAUAAACAAGACGCUGAGCUGAGGGAGAAACUGGCCGAAGAAGUGAAUAACCUUGUGCUGCCUGCGUUCCAGAGAUUCUCGGCGCGUCAUCAAGCGGCAGACUUCACUAAAAAUCCUCAAAAAUAUAUCCGGGCGACACCGGACGAGGUCGCACAGCAGAUUCGGUCCUUCUUUCGAUAGGGUUACCAACCCAUUUGUACAUUAGUGCAUAUUGUAUUAUGGCUGCACUGCCGUAUUAACAUGAUCGCACCCUCAGCGAUACACAUGGUCAGCCAUGAGGUUGGCAGCAAUUUCUGGCUCCAUCCUAUCGCCGUUUGCAAGGAGCUUUUCCUUGUUGUAGAGCAGCUCUUCACGCGUUUCCGUCGAGUACUCGUAGUUGGAUGUUUCAACGAUAGCAUCAACAGGACAUGCUUCCUGGCAUAACCCACAGUAGAUGCACUUGGUCAUGUCUAUAUCGUAUCGUGUUGUCCUGCGCGAUCCAUCCUCACGAGUUUCAGAUUCAAUUGUGAUAGCCUGGGCCGGGCAGAUGGCUUCACAGAGCUUGCAAGCAAUGCAUCGCUCCUCACCGUUCGAAUACCGACGAAGAGCAUGCUCCCCACGGAAUCGCGGGCUAAUCGGACCCUUUUCAAAAGGAUACAUGAUAGUGUAAGGCGGGCGGAACAUGUUCUCCAACGUUAUCAUCAUCCCCUUCACAAUCUCGGUAAAGAAGAAUAGCUCGCUAGCCUUGUCCAAUGCUGAAGGGCCACCAGCGUAAGGGUUUUGGUAUACUGGAGCAGCGCCAGCACCGAGAUCCUUGAGCGUACUGGCGGACUUGGUGCCUGUGAUGCCCGGUUCAACCUUUGUUGGACCAGUCGUCGACUUGGGUGUCACUACUUCCGCUGCCCGAAAUGCAGAGUUAGAGAAAGCGCGUGCUGCGAGUGGGCGAGUAAACGUUGCAAUGCGCCGAAGCGCGAUUGCGCGCAUAGGGCUGAGCGACAUGACCGCAGCGAAGAGAGGGAUGGGAACGACGAGGAAGGGCUCGGGAAC
Dacryopinax primogenitus is the source of this 2612-nucleotide messenger RNA. RefSeq lists its product as uncharacterized. The coding region runs from base 15 to 1766 and encodes 583 amino acids. NCBI's taxonomy places the organism in Eukaryota, Fungi, Basidiomycota, Dacrymycetes, Dacrymycetales, Dacrymycetaceae. Gene Ontology annotation, cellular component: exocyst. The transcript is spliced from 14 exons. Gene Ontology annotation, molecular function: phosphatidylinositol-4,5-bisphosphate binding. Gene Ontology annotation, biological process: exocytosis. The record is from RefSeq and is a predicted model, not a curated record.